CUCCAUGAGCGGCGGCCGGCGCUGCCCGCCCGUCGCCUCCGUCCUGAGGGGGCUCCUCGGCUCCGCUUUCCUCUGCCUGGCGCGGAACAUGAGCCUGCGCGGGGGGCCGGCUGCCUGCCUGGCGGGGCCCUCGAGCGGCGGAGGGGGCGGCAACCGCAACCACUUCGCCGACGCCACCUCCUCCCCCGCCCGCCUCUCGUCCGCGUCGGCCCCCCGCCUGGACCUGCCCUGGCUGCGCCUGCCCGCUGUCCCGGGCGCCGAGCCCUCCCGCGGCAACGACGUGCUGCUCUUCCUGCCCCCGCGCCCGGAGCCCCCGCCGCCGCCGCAGCAUCACGUGAUCUAUUUCCCCGGCGACGUCCAGAGCUAUCAUGAAAUUAUGGUUUGCCAUCCAGAAAAUUUCCAGUGGGAGCGCUGGUGCUUGGAAAACAUUGCUGCUAUUCUCGGCCAUCGUUUCCCCGGCAGUUACAUUUGGGUUAUAAAAUGCUCUCGCAUGCAUUUGCACAAGUUCAGCUGUUAUGACAAUUUUGUGGCCAGCAAUAUGUUUGGAGCGCCUGAACACAGCACUGACUUUGGAGCCUUCAGGCACCUCCACGCGCUAUUGGUCAACGCCUUCAAAACAGCACAGAAUUUUCUGCUAUCUCAGAAGACCACCCAUGGAUUUAGCAAGGAUGAAAAGGCCACCCUGUACAAAUCCCCUGAUGCUCCUACUACCAACGGAUGCCCAGCGGUGGGAAAGGAGCCAGACUGUGAGCCUUUCAGCAACUCAACCAUGAACUUUAUCGAACCUUCUGUCAUCGGCGGAGCAUCGUUCACUUUAAUAGGUUUCAGCAAAGGUUGUGUUGUCUUGAACCAGUUGCUUUAUGAACUCGAGGAAGCAAAACAGGACAAGGACCUUGCUGCCUUCGUAAAAAACAUACAAGCAAUUUACUGGCUGGAUGGUGGUCAUUCUGGAGGAAGCAAUACCUGGGUGACCUGUCCUGACGUGCUGGAAGGAUUUGCACAGACCGGCAUUGCCGCUAACACUCACGUCACACCAUACCAAGUAUUCGAUAUGAUGAGGUCAUGGAUUGGAAAAGAGCACAAGAGAUUUGUACAAGUUCUUGAGGAGUUCGGCGUGAACGUCCACAGCCAGCUUCAUUUUGCUGACGAACCCCCUUCCUUAGAGAACCACUUCAGAGUCCACGAAGUAUUCUGACACUGUGAAUGUAUUGCAGUAUUAUAUCAACUGCAAAAGCACACCUUGGGCUGCGACUUGACAGGCUGAGACGCUGGCUUCUAAACCCUGGAAAGGGAAAGUACUAUAACGUGUACUAAUGUUUACUUUUUUAAAGUAGGACUGGGCUUUAAUCAAAGUCUGUGUUGCAUUUGCACCUUGACAGCCUCGUAUCUAUGGCUUAAAGAUGAGGAUUUUUGUUGGGAUUGGUAUGACUGCUGACGGAAAGCAACACGGGUUUCUCUGAAAAUACUCUUUGUGACGUCAGAGGAAAUGCUGGCUUAAUACUUGCUUUUAACUACGGAUGUAAUUUGUGGCCAAACCUUUACAGCCAGUCUCUAGAAAUAGCUUUCUAGAAGUUCUAGGUGUUCAGGAUCUGGGGAAA
Messenger RNA from Heteronotia binoei (common prickly gecko), 1598 nucleotides. RefSeq names its product chromosome 16 C2orf69 homolog (gene C16H2orf69). The record is from RefSeq and is a predicted model, not a curated record. The transcript is spliced from 2 exons. NCBI's taxonomy places the organism in Eukaryota, Metazoa, Chordata, Lepidosauria, Squamata, Gekkonidae. Gene Ontology annotation, cellular component: mitochondrion. Bases 5 to 1195 code for a protein of 396 amino acids.